GGAGGGGCGGGCGAGGCUGCAGCGGCAGGAGGGCCACGUUCUGGCUGCUGGCACUACGCGCGGAAGACCAUGUCCGGGGGCAGCAGCUGCAGCCAGACCCCAAGCCGGGCCAUCCCCGCCACUCACCGGGUAGUCCUCAGCGACGGCGUGCAGCUCCCCCCCGGGGACUACAGCACCACCCCCGGCGGCACGCUCUUCAGCACCACCCCGGGAGGUACCAGGAUCAUCUAUGACCGCAAGUUCCUGAUGGAGUGUCGGAAUUCACCUGUGACCAAAACACCCCCACGGGACCUGCCCACCAUUCCGGGGGUCACUAGCCCUGUAAGUGACGAGCCGCCCACUGAAGCCAGCCAGAACCACCUGCAGAACAGCCCUGAAGAUAAGCCAGCAGGCGGUGAAGAGUCACAGUUUGAGAUGGACAUUUAAAGGACCAGCCAGCAGAUCGAGCAAUGCCUCUGGGCCUCUCUGGCCCUUCUCCGGAGAAGAGUCACAUCGCCAGUUACCAUCCUGGGCAGGCAUUGGGUGGGGGUCGACCACCCCAGUCCUCUGCUCCCUCAGUCAGGGCACCAGUCCCCCCUUCCUCUUGGUGAACACCAGCAGAUACCUCUUUGUGCCUCCAUUCAUGCAAGAGCUGGCACCCCAAGGGGAGUGACUUUCAAGAGCACACACCCUGCAGCCUGGGGCCAGGAAGUGGACUUGGAGGAGCCCUUCUGAUGACCAUCGGCUCUCUUCCUCUGAGGGCACACCACCCCUUCCUUAAGUUGGUGUGCUUGGGGAAGUCCCCCUCCCCGACUUCCUCAACAGAGGAAAUAAAAGCCACCUUUGCCCUUGGGCCAAAA
Messenger RNA from Myotis lucifugus (little brown bat), 839 nucleotides. RefSeq names its product eukaryotic translation initiation factor 4E binding protein 1 (gene EIF4EBP1). Bases 70 to 426 code for a protein of 118 amino acids. Gene Ontology annotation, cellular component: cytoplasm. NCBI's taxonomy places the organism in Eukaryota, Metazoa, Chordata, Mammalia, Chiroptera, Vespertilionidae. Gene Ontology annotation, molecular function: eukaryotic initiation factor 4E binding. The transcript is spliced from 3 exons. Gene Ontology annotation, biological process: negative regulation of translational initiation. The record is from RefSeq and is a predicted model, not a curated record.